UCUCGCGAGAUUUUGGAUUUUGUGGAGACUUUGGAUGGAAAGGAGAACUUUUGCACGGUCGGGAUCUGUGUUGUUGAAUUGUUAAGGACAUUGUUCCUGACAUAUCUCUCUUUUUACCCAUUGGCGGGCAAGAUAACGGACCAAAAUCGAUUUCUGAAGUACAGCGAAUUUUUUUCUGAGAGCAAUGAGCUUUUUGUUUGGAAGUCGGUCAUCGAAGACGUUCAAGCCGAAAAAGAACAUUCCUGAGGGCUCGCAUCAAUACGAGCUCCUGAAGCAUGCAGAGGCCACGCUGGGCAGCGGAAACCUGCGCAUGGCUGUAAUGCUGCCUGAUGGAGAAGAUCUUAAUGAAUGGGUGGCUGUCAACACUGUUGACUUCUUCAACCAGAUCAACAUGCUGUAUGGGACCAUCACAGACUUCUGCACUGAGGAAAGCUGCCCACUGAUGUCUGCUGGACCCAAGUAUGAAUAUCACUGGGCAGAUGGAACCAACAUAAAAAAGCCAAUAAAAUGUUCAGCUCCGAAGUACAUCGAUUACCUGAUGACUUGGGUCCAGGAUCAGCUUGACGAUGAGACACUUUUCCCUUCAAAAAUAGGGGUUCCUUUCCCAAAGAACUUCAUGUCGGUAGCCAAGACAAUUUUGAAGAGACUUUUCCGUGUUUACGCUCACAUCUACCACCAGCACUUUGAUUCAGUUAUCCAGCUGCAGGAGGAGGCGCAUCUCAACACCUCUUUCAAGCACUUUAUCUUCUUUGUUCAGGAGUUCAAUUUGAUUGAUAGGAAGGAACUUGCACCCCUUCAAGAGCUGAUUGAGAAGCUCACCUCCAAGGACAGAUAAAUCCGCUCCUCUAUCAGCACAUCUUUUCCAGUUUCUACAGACAGCCUGGCUUUGUUCUCCGUGUGUUUUGACAGGUGUGUGGGAAUGUUUCCCCGGAGAUGGAAAUCGGCUGUUUCCAAAAACUUAGCCCUCGAUAAGCCACAACCCAUCCAUAGGUCAAGGACGUAGUGGAAUUAUAUUAAAGUUUUGUUGACGUGAUCUUAAACACUAUUUAAGUGCCUGAUAUGUCCACUUUCAAAUUUGUACAUACUGUUGCUCUAAAACUUCUUUAACAUUAUUCUUUCGGCUUUUAUAGGAGUAUAUUCGUAUUGAUGCUGUUUAGUGUUCAUUUAGAUUUGUUUCUCUUGAUUGAUUUAUUUAGAUGUACCUGGAUAAAAUAUUGAAUGAAGCACAUACAGAGUUAAAGAUGAAAUGUUUUGGCAUCUCUGAGUUUGUUUUUUAAAACUACUUCCUUUGUCUCGUGAUGUUUGGAAAUUCGGUUGUCGUUUGCAUCCGAUUUUAUCCAGCAUUCAUUGAAUGUCCUAUUGCUGUUUUGACAUGUUUCACUGGCAACUAAAGAAAUGUACCCUGGGGCCCUGGGCCUACAGUUGAAACUACAUGAAAACACUUUUAUUUCAAUGUUACUUCUAUUGUUGAGCCAAAUUCCCAGUGUUCGGAAGUUUGUCUGAAGGAAGCUGGGAUAAAAUGAGCUGACUAUGCAACAUUGGCAUGUCCUAUUAUUUAUUAGAUUUUUUUUAACACCACUCUUUCAGCAGUGUUUUAUGAAUGCCAUUAGCUAACCCAUCAAAUAUCAUUGCGUGAACCAGAAUCAACCCUAAUGGGAAUGAUGCAUUUCUCCUGCCUUUAAUCCAACUGUUUUGUGUUUUUCAAGGACCAUAAUAAAACCUUCCAUUUAAAACGCAAGACAAGGAGGUGAAUGCAAGUUGAGAUCAAAGUUGAAAGUCUGUAAUCUAUGUGAUCCGAUUUACACGUCCGCAAAUGUACAAUUUAAACACUGCAUCCUUUUGGUAUGUAUAAAGUUUUACCCCAUGAAUGUUCAUUUAUCCAAAUGUUGCAAGAGAUUAUUGUUAUUUUGAAUUUAUGGCUAAAAUGUUUCACAGCUACUACCACUUUAUUUUAAAAACAAUACAAGAUUGACUAUAGACAAAUGUACAUUUUUGAAGGCAAGUUGUAAAUAAUGUAAACAGAUAAAUUAUGCUGUUGGAAUAACAUGAAUGCUGAACUUGCUGACUUUUUGUGGUACAAUGCUGAAUGCUGUUUAUAGGAUAAUAAACCUUGUUUGACACAACGUGACUUUAUAUAGUUUUCUCCUACAGCACAAGAUCUUAUUGAGCAGAUUUUGAAACGUAGUUGCUUGUUAUUUAAUAAAUUAAAAAGAUAUUUCUAAUUUAAA
Messenger RNA from Misgurnus anguillicaudatus (oriental weatherfish), 2228 nucleotides. RefSeq names its product MOB kinase activator 1Ba (gene mob1ba). The record is from RefSeq and is a predicted model, not a curated record. NCBI's taxonomy places the organism in Eukaryota, Metazoa, Chordata, Actinopteri, Cypriniformes, Cobitidae.